AUGCUGAUGAUGGACUUCAAGGCAUCCAACACGGCCACCAUCGCCACCAUCGAUAAGGGCAGCGACCGUACGUUCGCGUCGGCCUUUUUCCACCCACCCGCAUCGCCCGCACACGUCGGCUGCUGUGUGUUAAACCGCGCACCGGCCAGGCCGCCGUCCGAAAUCUAUUUCGAAAGUCGUGGCAAAUGCUGCAAGAAGCUGCUCCGAUACAACGGCUACCCGAACAAGGUCCUGCUGUACCCGGAAGAAGGAUGGGCCCGGAGUGCAGCCUCCAGCUACUGGACGAUAGCGCCCUGCCGGUGGCGAAGGAAUCGAUGCAUCGUAGAGGAGGUGGCCGGCUCGAGGAAACAAUCCACACAAGGCCGCAUGAUCGUUGUUGGUGAUGGAGCUCUCCUAAUAGUCGGUACCUUCAAGCGGCGCGUCCCCGAUCCCGACUUCAAGCUCUAUCUGUCCUCCAACAUCAGUUUGGCCGACUAUAACAUGGGCUACUGUCUCACGGGGACACUGGAGCGGGGCUGCGAGCGGACGAACCAGUACCAAACCACCCACUUUGCCGUCAUACGGCGCUGCUGGCCUGCGAACGAGCACGACGGACAUCACGGCGGGGGCGGUGGGUUCGGUGUGGGUGGCGUCGGUGGGGGCGGCAGUGGUAGUAAGAAUAACAACAAAACACAGCACACCUACAUCGAUUUCCUCUUCAACCGAUGA
This is a messenger RNA of Anopheles marshallii, 708 nucleotides long. RefSeq lists its product as uncharacterized. The record is from RefSeq and is a predicted model, not a curated record. NCBI's taxonomy places the organism in Eukaryota, Metazoa, Arthropoda, Insecta, Diptera, Culicidae. Bases 1 to 708 code for a protein of 235 amino acids. The transcript has 4 exons.